Molecule: messenger RNA, 324 nt
Organism: Rangifer tarandus platyrhynchus (Svalbard reindeer)
Lineage: Eukaryota; Metazoa; Chordata; Mammalia; Artiodactyla; Cervidae
Source: the annotation of a GenBank genome assembly
AUGGACUGCAGCACGCCAGGCCUUCCCACCCAUCACAACUCCCGGAGCUUGCUCAAACUCAUGCCCAUCGAGUCGGCGAUGCCAUCCAACCUUCUCAUCCUCUGUCGUCCCCUUCUCCUCCCACCUUCAGUCUUUCCCAGCAUCAGGGUCUUUUUCAAAGACUGUUCCUCUCCCUGGAUGUCUUUUAAAUGUUUAAAAAAAAAAAUCCCUUGCUUCCUGUGUUUUAUUUACUGUAGGAAUAAAUACACGUCUGUGCAUGUCCUAGUUAAAAGCCUUGUACCAGCCGUUGCUUUUCUAUAUUCUUUCAAGACGGGGUUUCCCUGA